AUGGCACAACCACAACUACCAGUUCCAAACCCUGCCAACAUACAGGCUGCCCUCAACGGGAUGACUGCGGAAGAAAACACCAUUGCACAGAGUACCCAGGCAUACAACGCUCAUCGUCGGCAUCUCGCUGAUGAGCUGACACUCUGUGCCAACUACCCUAUCGGACAGGUGCAGCAAGCUGUUGGACAGGUGCAGCAAGCUGUUGGACAGUUGCAGCAAGCUGUUGGACAGGUGCAGCAAGCUGUUGGACAGUUGCAGCAAACUGCCGGACAGACGCAGCAAGCUAUUGGACAGUUGCAGCAAAAUGCCGGACAGACGCAGCAAGCUAUUGGACAGAUGCAGCAACAACUUGCUGAUCUCCAGCGGACUCUUCAGCGGUCAACCGACAAGAUUAGUGCCCAGAUUUGGAAUUCAGAGGCUCGAAUUCAGAACGGAAAAGUCCUUAUUGCCACAGUAGCUCUAAUCGUCAUGCACAGCAUCGAUUCGGGCCCCAACGCUCAAGUCCCAAUCGGCGAUCCCAUCCCAAACUUUCCAGCCACCCCUGAUCAGAUAUCACGGAUGACCGGUACUCUCCCUUUCCAAGGUAUCUCCUUUUGA
This is a messenger RNA of Rhinocladiella mackenziei CBS 650.93, 597 nucleotides long. RefSeq lists its product as uncharacterized. The transcript has 2 exons. The coding region runs from base 1 to 597 and encodes 198 amino acids. The record is from RefSeq and is a predicted model, not a curated record. Lineage: Eukaryota; Fungi; Ascomycota; Eurotiomycetes; Chaetothyriales; Herpotrichiellaceae.